This is a messenger RNA of Arabidopsis thaliana (thale cress), 1842 nucleotides long. RefSeq names its product Calcium-binding EF-hand family protein. The record is from RefSeq and is marked reviewed. The transcript is spliced from 3 exons. Bases 153 to 1127 code for a protein of 324 amino acids. Gene Ontology annotation, molecular function: calcium ion binding. NCBI's taxonomy places the organism in Eukaryota, Viridiplantae, Streptophyta, Magnoliopsida, Brassicales, Brassicaceae.
AACUAAUGGCUUCAUCGUAAUAAUCCAAACCCCAAAAUAUCUGACUUAGCUAAUUUCCUUCUUCAUUAUAUCAUAAUUCCAAAUUUCGCAAACUAAUUUUUUCACUUUCUUCUUCGUUGAUCUCUCUGAAAGCUUCUCUUCUUCUUCUCACCAUGUCUGGUUAUCCUCCAUCAAGCCAAGGUUACGGUUACGGCGGUAAUCCACCACCUCCUCAGCCACCGUACGGAUCAACCGGCAAUAACCCUCCUCCGUACGGAUCAUCCGGCAGCAAUCCUCCUCCUCCGUACGGAUCAUCAGCCUCCUCACCGUACGCAGUUCCCUACGGAGCUCAGCCCGCUCCUUACGGUGCACCACCGUCAGCACCGUACGCGUCUCUUCCAGGAGACCAUAAUAAGCCGCACAAAGAGAAACCUCACGGCGCCUCCUACGGAUCUCCAUCUCCCGGUGGCUACGGUGCUCAUCCAUCGUCUGGACCUUCCGACUACGGUGGUUACGGAGGAGCGCCGCAGCAGUCUGGACAUGGAGGAGGUUACGGAGGAGCGCCGCAGCAGUCUGGACAUGGAGGAGGUUACGGAGCUCCUCCUCCGCAAGCUUCUUAUGGAAGUCCGUUUGCGUCUCUGGUUCCGUCGGCGUUUCCUCCCGGAACAGAUCCGAACAUUGUGGCUUGUUUCCAAGCUGCGGAUCGGGACAAUAGUGGAUUCAUCGAUGAUAAGGAGCUUCAAGGAGCUCUAUCUUCGUAUAAUCAGAGCUUCAGCAUAAGAACUGUUCAUCUCCUUAUGUAUCUAUUCACCAACAGCAAUGUCAGGAAGAUUGGACCAAAAGAGUUUACUUCACUUUUCUUUAGUCUUCAGAAUUGGAGGUCUAUCUUUGAGAGGUUUGAUAAGGACAGAAGCGGUAGAAUAGAUACAAACGAGCUGAGAGAUGCACUCAUGAGCCUUGGGUUUUCUGUUUCUCCUGUGAUUUUGGAUCUGCUGGUUUCAAAGUUUGACAAAAGCGGAGGCAGGAACAGGGCUAUCGAAUAUGACAAUUUCAUCGAGUAUGUUCAUUCGUUUCAACCCCCUUACCUUUUCUUACUCUGUAACAAGUAUAAUUCAUCACUGAUUCUGGUUUAUUUUCCAUUGAUGUAGGUGUUGUUUGACUGUAAAGGUAUGCUAUUUUCAUGGCUUGGGUCGUCACAUUCUCAUGCAAUUCUACCAUUUGAAUUAUUCAAGAUUGUUCCUUUACAAUGUGUCUAAUGUAUGUUAUGUUUUGAUAAAAAAUAAUCGCAGGGGCUCACCGAGAAGUUCAAGGAGAAGGAUACGGCGUUAUCAGGCUCAGCUAUUUUCAAUUACGAGAACUUCAUGCUCACUGUUUUACCAUUCCUCGUCGCUUGAGUGAUUGUUUUUUUUUUUUUUUGUUGACCAAAGAGAUUGUUUUCUAACUCUAUUUUCUUUGUGAGCUUUUGGAUAUUUUAUUUGUUGUCUUUUUAUCUUUCUCCGGUAAGAUUCAGACGUGGGUCUUCUUUUCAUAUGAGCAAAACCUUAGUAACCAAUCUUGUGGAAUAAGUUUGAAUGGACUAAGAGCCCAAUAUUUCCAAUUACAGUAACGACAGCAUUUGUGUUUCAAAAAGUGAAACUCGAUUUUCUUAAGUUUCGAGGCCAAGUAAUCCAAAUGGGUAUGAAGAAGCCAAAAUCAAAUCUAUUACGUACGCAAUGGUUUAGGACGAAGAUUGUUGCUAGAAAAUGUAUUUUAAUAUUAACAGUAGUCGUUCAUUGCAUGAGUAAAUGAUUAAAUAAUUAAAAUUUAUAUUUAUUAAAAUAUAAUAUUUAGCACAGAUGAUCUAGUGUAUCUUAAUAGUUGGUG